AUGUACGGCUUUUUUGAAGGCUUGGAGUCGCAAUACUAUUAUCAUCAAUUUUAUAGUCUAAAUUAAUCAAAACGAUAUUAUUAUAUAUUAAUUUUAAUGAAUUAGAAGAACAAUAAUUGCCAUUAUACUUCAAGAGAUAACCAUCCCAGCAAUCCACCUACUAGAAGAGGAAUUUCGAGUUUUCUCUUAAAAACUUACUCGAUGGUUAUGGUAUUUUAUACAACUCAUUUUCUUGUAAUCCAGACCCUUAAUUUGCGAAUCAAAUAUAAUGAUUUGAGAAUUAAAUUCUGGAAAAUUACAAUAUGAA
Messenger RNA from Paramecium octaurelia, 307 nucleotides. Lineage: Eukaryota; Ciliophora; Oligohymenophorea; Peniculida; Parameciidae. The record is from the annotation of a GenBank genome assembly.